This is a messenger RNA of Pseudopodoces humilis (Tibetan ground-tit), 5564 nucleotides long. RefSeq names its product ATPase plasma membrane Ca2+ transporting 1 (gene ATP2B1). Lineage: Eukaryota; Metazoa; Chordata; Aves; Passeriformes; Paridae. Gene Ontology annotation, biological process: regulation of cytosolic calcium ion concentration; calcium ion transmembrane transport. The record is from RefSeq and is a predicted model, not a curated record. Gene Ontology annotation, molecular function: P-type calcium transporter activity; ATP hydrolysis activity; ATP binding. Gene Ontology annotation, cellular component: intracellular membrane-bounded organelle; plasma membrane.
GACCUUGUGCGCUCGGCGAGCGAACGAGCGGGCGGCGUCAGGUUCACGGGCGCCUCGUCCUGGCCCCCGGCUGGCGGCUGUGUCGGCCCCACGGCGCAGAGACUGUACAUGCUUUUUGGCUUUGGAGAACAGAACGCACCAUGGGACAACCUCAAAGAUAUCUCUCCAGACGGGCUCUCUUUCUUGGGUGAUGUGUCUGCUCUCCUGACUGUCUUCAUACCCAAAGGAUUUAUUUUCCUUUUGGAAAUAUUUUAAGUUGAAAUUUCGUUCCUUACUGGAAACUGUCUGCGCUAAAGACUGCAUGCAUCAUGGGUGACAUGGCAAACAACUCGGUUGCAUAUAGCAGCGUAAAAAAUGCUGUAAAAGAAGCUAAUCAUGGAGAUUUUGGAGUUACUCUUGCAGAGCUCCGUUCUCUUAUGGAACUUCGAGCUGCAGAUGCACUGCAUAAAAUACAGGAAUGCUAUGGUGAUGUACAUGGCAUCUGUACAAAGUUGAAAACUUCACCAAAUGAAGGUUUAAGUGGAAAUCCAGCAGAUAUAGAAAGGAGAGAAGCAGUUUUUGGGAAGAACUUUAUACCUCCUAAAAAGCCAAAAACAUUUCUUCAGUUAGUAUGGGAAGCACUACAAGACGUUACAUUAAUUAUAUUAGAAAUUGCAGCCGUAGUAUCCUUGGGCCUUUCUUUUUACCAGCCUCCAGGAGGAAAUGAAUCAUUAUGUGGAUCAGUAAAUGUUGGUGAAGAAGAGGAGGAAUCUGAAGCAGGUUGGAUUGAAGGAGCAGCAAUCCUCCUAUCUGUAGUUUGUGUGGUAUUAGUAACAGCUUUCAAUGACUGGAGUAAAGAGAAACAAUUUCGGGGAUUGCAGAGCCGUAUUGAACAAGAGCAGAAAUUCACAGUCAUCAGAGGUGGCCAAGUCAUCCAAAUACCAGUAGCUGACAUAAUUGUUGGAGAUAUUGCACAAGUGAAAUAUGGUGACCUUUUACCGGCUGAUGGUGUUCUCAUUCAAGGAAAUGAUCUCAAAAUUGACGAAAGCUCGCUGACUGGGGAAUCUGAUCAUGUUAAGAAAUCUCUGGACAGAGAUCCUAUGCUGCUGUCAGGUACACAUGUGAUGGAAGGUUCUGGAAGAAUGGUAGUUACUGCUGUGGGGGUGAACUCUCAGACUGGAAUCAUCUUUACCUUACUUGGGGCUGGAGGAGAUGAAGAGGAGAAGGAGAAGGAAAAAGAAAAGAAGGAAAAGAAAAGUAAAAAGCAAGAUGGAGCUGUUGAAAACCGUAACAAAGCUAAAGCUCAGGAUGGUGCAGCCAUGGAAAUGCAACCACUGAAAAGUGAGGAUGGUGGAGAUGGAGACGAAAAAGACAAGAAGAAAGCAAACUUGCCAAAGAAGGAAAAGUCAGUUCUCCAAGGCAAGCUCACAAAGCUUGCAGUUCAGAUUGGCAAAGCAGGUUUGUUGAUGUCUGCAAUCACAGUCAUUAUCCUUGUGUUAUAUUUUGUAAUUGAUACCUUCUGGGUUCAGAAGAGACCUUGGCUUGCUGAAUGUACCCCAAUUUAUAUUCAGUAUUUUGUGAAGUUCUUCAUUAUUGGAGUUACAGUCUUGGUGGUGGCAGUACCAGAAGGUCUUCCACUUGCAGUCACUAUAUCUCUGGCUUACUCUGUUAAGAAAAUGAUGAAAGAUAAUAACUUGGUGAGACAUCUGGAUGCAUGUGAAACUAUGGGCAAUGCAACAGCUAUUUGCUCAGAUAAAACAGGAACAUUGACUAUGAACAGAAUGACAGUGGUCCAAGCCUACAUCAAUGAAAAACAUUAUAAAAAAAUUCCAGAACCAGAAGCUAUUCCAGAGAAAACUAUGGCUUAUCUUGUGACAGGAAUUUCUGUUAAUUGUGCUUAUACUUCCAAAAUACUGCCUCCUGAAAAAGAAGGUGGCCUACCACGCCAUGUUGGAAAUAAAACUGAAUGUGCCUUGCUGGGAUUGCUCUUGGAUUUAAAACGUGAUUAUCAGGAUGUAAGAAAUGAGAUACCAGAAGAGGAUUUGUACAAAGUGUACACCUUCAACUCUGUUAGAAAAUCGAUGAGUACUGUGUUAAAAAACUCUGAUGGCAGUUUCCGGAUAUUCAGUAAAGGUGCCUCUGAGAUAGUUCUUAAAAAGUGCUUCAAAAUACUGAGUGCUAAUGGUGAACCAAAGGUAUUUAGACCUAGGGACCGCGAUGAUAUUGUGAAAACUGUAAUUGAGCCAAUGGCUUCUGAAGGUCUCAGAACCAUCUGCCUGGCAUUCAGAGACUUCCCAGCAGGAGAGCCUGAGCCAGAGUGGGACAAUGAAAAUGAUAUUGUUACUGGUCUGACAUGCAUUGCUGUUGUUGGGAUUGAAGAUCCUGUGAGACCUGAGGUACCUGAUGCAAUAAAAAAGUGUCAACGUGCAGGCAUAACUGUACGCAUGGUCACUGGUGAUAACAUUAACACUGCUCGUGCUAUUGCAUUGAAAUGUGGUAUUCUGAAUCCUGGUGAAGACUUCCUGUGUUUGGAGGGCAAAGACUUUAACAGGAGAAUACGCAAUGAAAAAGGAGAGAUUGAGCAAGAGCGAAUAGAUAAAAUUUGGCCAAAGCUUCGUGUUCUUGCAAGAUCUUCACCCACUGACAAACACACUCUAGUAAAAGGUAUAAUUGACAGCACUGUCUUUGACCAGAGGCAAGUUGUAGCAGUAACUGGUGAUGGUACCAAUGACGGUCCAGCUUUGAAGAAGGCAGAUGUUGGAUUUGCUAUGGGUAUUGCUGGAACAGACGUAGCUAAAGAAGCUUCUGAUAUUAUCCUUACAGACGACAACUUCACCAGUAUUGUUAAAGCAGUUAUGUGGGGACGAAAUGUCUAUGACAGCAUCUCCAAAUUUCUUCAGUUCCAACUUACUGUCAAUGUAGUAGCAGUAAUUGUUGCUUUUACAGGAGCAUGCAUAACACAAGAUUCUCCACUUAAAGCCGUGCAGAUGCUGUGGGUAAAUCUCAUAAUGGACACAUUAGCUUCUCUUGCCCUGGCAACAGAACCACCCACUGAAGCUCUUCUGUUGCGGAAGCCUUAUGGUAGAAACAAACCUUUGAUUUCUCGUACAAUGAUGAAGAACAUUUUGGGUCAUGCAUUCUACCAGCUUGUAGUGGUCUUCACGCUCCUGUUUGCUGGUGAGAAAAUUUUUGAUAUCGAUAGUGGAAGAAAUGCACCUCUGCAUGCUCCUCCUUCAGAGCAUUAUACUAUAGUAUUUAAUACGUUUGUGAUGAUGCAGCUUUUUAAUGAAAUUAAUGCCCGAAAGAUUCAUGGUGAAAGAAAUGUUUUUGAAGGAAUCUUUAACAACGCUAUCUUCUGUUCUAUUGUGCUGGGGACGUUUGUUGUGCAGAUAAUUAUUGUGCAGUUUGGUGGAAAGCCUUUCAGUUGCUCAGAGCUCUCAGUUGAACAGUGGCUGUGGUCCAUUUUCCUGGGCAUGGGCACAUUACUUUGGGGCCAGUUGAUUUCAACAAUUCCAACCAGCCGACUGAAAUUCCUUAAAGAAGCCGGUCAUGGAACACAAAAGGAAGAGAUUCCUGAAGAAGAACUAGCAGAAGAUGUAGAGGAGAUUGAUCAUGCUGAGAGAGAACUGCGUCGUGGUCAGAUCUUGUGGUUUAGGGGCCUAAACAGGAUACAAACUCAGAUGGGAUGGUCCUUUCUCUUGUUCUCUCUCUCUCUUGCUGAGCAAGCUGUCACAAUCUCUGAUUCCUUGCAGAUGGAUGUAGUGAAUGCUUUCCAGAGUGGAAGUACCAUUCAGGGGGCUCUAAGGCGGCAACCCUCCAUCGCCAGCCAGCACCAUGAUAUCCGAGUGGUGAAUGCAUUUCGUAGCUCCUUGUACGAGGGGCUAGAGAAACCUGAGACACGAAGUUCAAUUCACAAUUUUAUGACGCAUCCUGAGUUUAGAAUAGAAGACUCCGAGCCUCAUAUUCCCCUUAUUGAUGAUACUGAUGCUGAAGAUGACGCUCCAACAAAACGCAACUCUAGUCCCCCUCCCUCUCCCAAUAGAAAUAACAAUGCGGUUGACAGUGGAAUUCACCUUACAACAGACAAGAACAAGUCUGCUACCUCUUCAUCCCCAGGGAGCCCACUACAUAGUUUGGAAACAUCACUCUGAUUCUCCUUCAGUGGAAAUACAGAAAGUACUCUUUUGUGUUACCAGUUACCUUUAAACUGCAAUUUCAAGAUGGUAACAGCCCCACUCCAAAUAGCUCCUUGGAUAAAUGGAAACAUGGUGGCUGCCUUCAGAAUGAAUGUAAGUUAAGGUACUCAAAAGUCUUCACUGAGCCAAAAGGAUACUCCUGGGGAAUUAAUAGGUCUGCCUGAAAUUCUGAGACUCGCUGUGAGUACCGUGUAAUAAAUGUAUCUCUGACUGCUUAAGUGAGGGAGACUGAGAACUGACAUAAAGCACAGGUGAAAUGCACCAGAACUGAUCGACUAGAGAUUGAAUGAAGAAGUUAUGGCCUGCCUCUGCUGUAUUGUUCAGACAGCGAAGGAUGAUGAAACAGUACUUGGUCUGGCACUUCCUCAUAUUCCUCAUAGGUCCAAUACUACUUAAAAGAGCAACAGAAGACAUGAGUUGUAAGAUUUUCUUUUUCCAGCUCUGUAUUCUUUAAAAUAGCAAGUGAAUUUUUUUGUCAAAUAAUCCAGAAUUACGGACUUUUUUAAAGUGGUCCCUUCGGAGGACUGCAAGAAUUAAGUUGGUAAUGAGGAAGGAAAUAAUACUAGAGCUAACUGCAGAAAUGAGCAGGUUGGGAAGCUCAAGCACAUCUUUCCCUUGUGGUGGGGUACAUGCAUGCUUGGGGUUGUCCUUUAGUGGAUAUUGUUCAACCUGUGGCACUGUAUCCCACUGUCAACCACUCCUGAAUUCCAUCUUUUCUAUUGUACUUCAGUAAAUACACUGAAUUCUAGGUAAGGGGGUCGAGGGUGGGGGGUUGCACUUGACACUUUGUAUAGUAAUUUCUCCCACAUGUUUCUAGCACUUUUCUUACAUCAUAGUUCUUAUCUAGAGCGCUUGGUAGGGGGGGUCAGUUUUUAUGUAAGCUAUUUUCUCUUUACUACAAAAGUCAGAUAAGCAUUGGCUUGAAAUAAAGGGAGUUUUCUUUACCUGUGAAGUACACUGCCAUGUGGAAAAGUAUCUUCGUUUAGCUUCAUUAAUGAAUAAUGAUUUGACUUCAUUUCAAAACAGACUUUAAUUUUCCCCUCUUCUCUAGGUGUGAUCAUGACUGCAUGUUAUCUUUUUUGAAAUAAAAUCUACACUUAAGCCUUUUGUGGGGGGGUGGGAGGGUGAAUGUAGGCUUUGUACAUCGCUGGUCCCUCUUGAUUCUGUUAACAUCAGUGUGCUGUUCUUACAGGAAACUUCCUUACAGAAACAAGGAAAAGUUGUUUAAGAGGGGGGUAUGCUUUCUUUGUGAUCUCAAGAAAUCAUAACAUUGCCUAGAUUAUGAAAUGGUUUUCACUAAGCUCAUGAGGCCUUCAUUGCCUUUCUGGUUGUAAGGUUUACUUGUCUUUCUUCUUGUAACUGAAAUAAAUAAAAGUGCUGUUCAUCUCA